This is a messenger RNA of Sinocyclocheilus anshuiensis, 1470 nucleotides long. Its product is annotated as cytochrome P450 3A40-like. The coding region runs from base 1 to 1470 and encodes 489 amino acids. Gene Ontology annotation, molecular function: steroid hydroxylase activity; heme binding; iron ion binding. Lineage: Eukaryota; Metazoa; Chordata; Actinopteri; Cypriniformes; Cyprinidae. The transcript is spliced from 14 exons. The record is from RefSeq and is a predicted model, not a curated record.
AUGAAGAUCUAUGAUGGAAGGCUCCCAAUAUUAAUGGUUACUGACCUGGAAAUGAUCAAAGCAAUUAUGGUGAAAGAAUGUUAUUCUACCUUCACUAACAGAAGGGAAACAAAUGCAGGCCUUGCUGGCCCCUUUGCUGAUGGAAUAACUGUAGUUAAAGAUGAGAGAUGGAAGAGAAUCCGCAGUUCACUCUCUCCAUAUUUCACAAGUGGUCGACUGAAGGAGAUAUUUCCCAUAGCUGUGACGCAUGCCGAUCGUUUUAUAAAAAAUAUGCAAAAGAGAGACCACGAGCAGCCAGUUAAAGUAAAAGAAGUUGUGGCUCCAUACAGUUUGGAUGUGGUCACCAGCUCCUCCUUCAGUGUUGAUAUCGACUCCAUAAACAAUGCAGAUGAUCCUUUCGUUACCAAUGUCAAGAAGUUUUUCAAGUUCAGUCUGUUCAGUCCUCUCAUUCUGAUUUUAGCUUUAUUUCCUUCCAUUGCAAAUCUUCUGGGGAAAAUGGGUAUAAGUAUUUUUUCAAGGUCGUCUGUGGACUUUUUCUACAAUGUCCUGAGAAAGAUCAAGGACGAGCACAACAAGGAAUCAAAUGGUCGGGUGGACUUUCUCAAACUCAUGAUCCAGAAUCAAAUACCUGAUGAAAAGUUUGAAGACACAAGUGACCAACCAGUAAAAGGACUAACAGACCACGAGAUUCUCUCCCAGUCCUUCGUUUUCAUUCUCGGCGGUUAUGAGACGACAAGCACCACUCUCACUUACCUCCUCUAUAAUCUUGCAACUAAUCCAGAAUGCCUGGAAAAGCUGGUUUUGGAGAUUGACACAAACUUCCCUCCUGAUGAUGAGCACAACAAGGAAUCAGAUGGUCGGGUAGAUUUUCUCAAGCUCAUGCUCCAAAAUCAAAAACCUGGUGAUCAUUUUGAGGACACAAGUGAGCAACCAGCAAAAGGACUUAAGGAUCACGAGAUUCUCUCCCAAUCCCUCGUUUUCAUUCUUGGAGGUUAUGAGAUGACAAGCACCACUCUCACUUACCUCCUCUAUAAUCUUGCAACUAAUCCAGACUGCCUGGAAAAACUGGUUGUGGAGAUUGACACAAACUUCCCUCCUCAUCCAUCAAUGAAUCAAUGCGUCUCCUUCCCGCUGCAACACGCUUCGAGAGGAAUUCCUACAUAUGUAUUGUGUCGUGAUCCGCAGCUCUGGGAGUCUCCUGAUGAGUUCAGACCAGAGAGGUUCUGCCCAGAAUGCAAGUCAGAGAUGAACCAGUACGCUUUCCUGCCUUUUGGACUCGGGCCUCGAAAUUGCAUUGUAAUGAGAUUUGCCCAAAUGAUCAUGAAACUUCUUGUUUUGAAGCUGCUUCAGAACUUCCGUAUGGAAACAUGUAAAGAGACACAGAUCCCUCUAGAGAUGAAUGCCGCUUUUCAGCCAAAGGUUCCCAUCACAGUGAAGUUUAUGCCAAGAUCUCGCAAGGAAAAAAAAUAA